ACCUCCGUGGGCGGGGCCAGGGCAGCCUGGGCAGGAAGGGUAUAAAGCCAGUAGGAUUCCAGUUUCACUACAACAGGAGACAGCAGGUAGGAGAAGACGCCACAGACGGAACAGACCAUAUACUACUGUAGUGUACCUUUACAAGGAGUCAUGGUGAAGUGUGUAGCCGUAAUUCUGUCAGGGUGUGGAGUCUAUGAUGGGACUGAGGUCCACGAGGCGUCAGCUGUACUGGUCCACCUCAGCAGGGCUGGAGCUAAGGUCCAGAUGUUUGCCCCCAACGUGGACCAAAUGCAUGUAGUGAAUCACUGUGAGGGGAAACCCACAGCUGAGAAACGUAACGUCCUGGAGGAGAGUGCUCGAAUCGCCCGCGGCGAUGUGUCUGACCUUGCCAAGCUAGAGAUCACCGCCUUCGACGCCCUCGUUAUCCCAGGUGGUUUUGGCGUGGCUAAAAAUCUGUCUGACUGGGCUGUGAAGGGGAAGGAGUUCACGGUUCAACCCCAAGUAGAGAAGCUGAUUAAGGGGUUCCACGCUGCAGGCAAGCCCCUGGCUAUGUGCUGCAUCUCCCCUGUCCUAGCUGCUAAGGCCCUGCCGGGGUGUGAGGUCACCGUGGGACAGGACAAGGAGUGUGAGAGAUGGCCCCAUGCCCAGACGGCAACUUCCAUGAAGGAGCUGGGCUGUAAACACGUGAAUAAGAAAGUGGGGGAGGUCCACAUCGAUGUGAAGAACAAGCUGGUCACCUCCUCAGCCUUCAUGUGUAAUGCUCCCAUACACGAGGUGUUUGACGGGGUGGGCGUCAUGGUUACAGAACUGCUCAAACUGGCCUAGGACACGUCUGAGAUGCAGAAUACUGAUUAGCUGUGCUUCUCAAAAGAUACCCUGCUCCCUUUAUAGUGCUGAUGUGAUCUUCUCAGAAGACACCCUGCUCCCUUUAUAGUGCUGAUGUGAUCUUCUCAAAAGACACCCUGCUCCCUUUAUAGUGCUGAUGUGAUCUUCUCAAAAGACACCCUGUUCCCUUUAUAGUGCUGAUGUGAUCUUCUCAAAAGACACCCUGUUCCCUUUAUAGUGCUGAUGUGAUCUUCUCAAAAGACACCCUGCUCCCUUUAUAGUGCUGAUGUGAUCUUCUCAAAAGACACCCUGCUCCCUUUAUAGUGCUGAUGUGAUCUUCUCAAAAGACACCCUGCUCCCUUUAUAGUGCUGAUGUGAUCUUCUUAAAAGACACCCGUCAGAAGAUGGGAAUCGGGAGCCAUUUGGGAAGUGACCUCACAAUCAUGUUUGUUGUUGUUGUUGUUGUUGUUGUUGUUUGUUUCCCUGGAGACCCUCCUGAUUGGAAUGUAAUUGUGUUGUGUUGUGUUUCUGUUGCUUCAUCUGGAAGACUUGUGUUUUUAUCAACAUCGUAAUAAAAGUCAAACCAAAUUCUAAAAA
Oncorhynchus keta (chum salmon) is the source of this 1422-nucleotide messenger RNA. RefSeq names its product glutamine amidotransferase-like class 1 domain-containing protein 3, mitochondrial. The transcript is spliced from 5 exons. Bases 151 to 825 code for a protein of 224 amino acids. Lineage: Eukaryota; Metazoa; Chordata; Actinopteri; Salmoniformes; Salmonidae. The record is from RefSeq and is a predicted model, not a curated record.